GGGAAGGGCCUAAUGUAGUUAAAAAUUGUAAUACCGUUUUUUUCGCGAAAAGGUAACGAAUAAAAGUUAGCUUAAAUUGAAAGAGAAACAGUGACGAAGAAGUUGCGCUAUUGUUGUUCUUUACAAUCUAUUUUGUAAUAAAGAUUCGCUAGUUGCCAAAUAGAUCGCUAGAGAAAUGUUUUUUUUUUUAAUGUGAGAAAGAACAUGAAUUUUAUUUGCGUAACGCACUGUAUUUUCCCACAUCGCUUAUCGGGGUUGCGUGAUAUCGAAUGCUCGCUACGUGGUCACUCACCGCGUGCGUGAGAGCAGCGACACUCACGAUGCGCGACGAUUCGGUGAAGCUUUCGGCGGUUGCUAGGUAGCAGCGAUGGAGACGCAUGGUGAUUCUAGUGCUGCCGAUGACCGAUUCUCAAAACUGAAGUUGUGUUCAAGCGUGCUACGGGCGGAACGAGGAUGGAACUCAACAUCCUGACACGAACACCAGCACCAAAAACCGGAAGUAUGUUUCUCGGUCAGAGGAAAACUCACAAGGAAGGAGUCACUCCGCUGUCAGUCGGUAAACGUACGGGUAACGAAUCGGUAGUGGUCGUCGCCCGUCGUCGUGGUGGUGUGUGCGCUCUCGCAGUCCAUGGCAUCCGGAGAGGUGCGUGCAGAGGUGUGGGAUAGCUGAGUGGGAUAAUAAUGAAAAAGAACUGUUCAGCGAUCCAGGGAACGAUGAGCGCGCAAAGGAUGUAAGAAGAAAAGUGUUAUUACCACCAGGAGACGGCUAGUGUAAAUGUGAUAAACGCUCCCGGAACGACACCCGGAUUCCUUGGCACACGCAGACACAAGGCGACCCUCUGCCACCAGUAUCGAUUAUGCGUAUCGCGUGAGGGAAAAGCAACGAGUACGAUCCAAGCAAGCGGUGGCCACCAGAACGUUGACAACGGAGCAACGAGUCCGCUGCUGGUGCUGCUGGUGCUGGUGUCGCUGGUGUUGCUGAUGGACGGGAGAGUCUGGUGACCUAAAAGCUUGCCAACGAAAAGCGCUUUGCUCUGUGCGUGUGUAUGUGGUGUGUACCGCGUGUCUACGGUCGUCUGUCUUCCCUUAGUACGUGUUUCGUGGUGUGAGUGUGUGUACACCAGUUGAUGUGUUUACUGUACAGGAUAAAGAGCGCGGUGCGUGAAGAAAAUGGAGACGGGUUAAUGGUGAGAUGUGAACCGACUGAUAGUGCGGCUAUUUUUAAUUGAAUCCUCCUUCCCGGUGAACUGAGCCCGCGAUUCCUGGUGCCUCGCUAUCCUCGCUCCGCAUCCUUGGCUAGCUCCCGUUCCACUGUGCUACACAUCCAUCCGGAAUCGAGUUCGCGACUCGCUGGGUCCUCCGACCGGACCACCGACGACAUCAUCAUGCUACAAUCAAGCAUAAUACUUCCGGCGCUGCUGCUGCUGUUGCUGUUGCUGCAAUUUCCCAGUCAGCUACAUGGUGAAGGAAUACGGGCCAAAUUCGCCAACUACGAAACGAAGUUCAUAAACGACUUCAUCAACUUCACCCGCCCGGCCGGAGAUAUCAUGGAACCGAUCUACUACGAUUACGACGGCGGCACUAAAACGUCAGACUACGAAACGGGCAUGACACUGGGUGGCAUACCGAUUCCGGAGGAAACACCGGGCCGCUCGGCUUUGGCAGCUGGAGAAGUAACGCGACCGCCGGACAUUUUUCCCGAUCCGGACAAAAUUUACGCUUCCUUCAUUAACAAGAGUACGAUGAAGCGGAACCGAUACCCUGGGGAGGAGAAUGUGAUAAAAGUGUAUUCCUCGAAAUCCUUACGCAAAUCGCCACAGGCACACACGACCGAGGAUGAGAGUUCCUUCGAUAAUAACAACGACAUGAAGGGGCACGAUUUCAUCGACAACAUCAUGUACAUCUACUACGGUACCAAUGGGAAUCUGCGCAAGGAUCUCGGCGGCAAUGUGAUCGUGAUCGGGGCCGUCUUUGCGCUCGCCCCUCAGAUACUGACCAUCAUCAUACUGUUCCUGCGAAAUCGACGUCUCCGUCACUUUAAUGCGUUCUAUCCGAUCUGCCUGAACCUGCUGCUGGCGCUGAUCGCAUCGAAUUUGUCCUUCAUUUUGGGCGUGCAGGCAACGCGAAAUGUGAUCCGGUGUGAGCUGAUUGCACUGCUGCUGCACUAUUUGCAUCUGAGUACGAGCAUCUGGUGCUUCAUCUACAUCUACGUGAUCUACGAUCUGAUUGCGAACGAGUGUACGCCGAAGCUGAAGUACCACUACCUGAUGGGGUACGGCAUUCCGGCGGUGUACGUUUUGUUCUCGUACGCCUCCUCUAUCGAUCGGUUCGAGGUGCAUCGUUACUGCUGGAUGUCGAUCCAGAAGGGUAUGAUCGUGAGUUUCAUGGUGCCGAUCUCGUUCCUCAUCAUACUGACCACCGUGCUGGGAACGCUGAGCCUCAAGCGUAUCUCCACCAAGCAGACGGAGCUGCUGUGCGAAAGCAUUGAAAGCAUAAUCGAAACGACGUCCAAGUGUAACGACAUUAUCUAUCCCCGAUUACCGUCGUUGGCUGGCGUUAACAUGGCUAUGGUGUGCCGAAGCAAUAGCUAUCCACAGCUGGAACAGGUGAAGGAUCGUAACGCGGUGUGCUGCCAGGAGUACGCUGAUUGUGCCAAUCGUCACUCGGUGGUCACAUUGCCACAGCCAGUCACUACCGCCGGAAUGUCCACCGCCGCGGCCGUCAGUCAGUAUGCGAUGAACGCAACGAAGCGUUCGUUCGAUUGUUACGACACAAGGAUCGAUUUGGGACAGCUGUCCCUGGCGGAGCUAACCACACCGAGCAUGGCGUCGGAUGUGCAGGACUUUACCGAGUUCAAGAAGGCGAUCAAGUUCGGGCUGUUCUUCCAGCCGAUCUUCUCCGUGUGCUGGUUCCUGGAGGUGAUCGCACUGGAGAAUGUGCACUCGUGCGUGAUGCCGGUAAUAUUCGCCAUCAGUUUCAAUAUUCUGAACUGGUGCAUGCUGGUACGCUCCUCGAACGUUUGUCCGUACGUGAGCUCCACGAUGGAGAAAACGCUGGAAAGCCAGCAGGCAGCAUCGUGUGGCGAGUCGCUGAACGGUACGAUUGGCCCCGGUGGUGAUAACGACCCCACGCAGACAAGCGUCUGCACCGAUACGAUUCCAUUGCUUUGUGCUUCCAACAGUGGAUCCACUGUCAUCAGUCCGAGUUCUACCGUUUGCGCUUCGCUGAAGGGUUCCGGCGCGACGGUUGCUACCGUACCGCGCAAGUUCUCGGCCACUUCCAUCACCGACGACCAGCAGCAGCAGCAGCAACCACUGUUCUACAGUAACUUCAUCGGAACAACCAACGUGCCCAUGUCCUGGGAGUCGAGCAUCGAUUUGGGUGCUUACCAUUUGCACGAAACGAAGAAUGCUGACUGUAUCAGUACGAUCAGCAAUUGAGACGAUCGUCCGUAUGGGGACGUUUGGUGAAGAACUUUUUGUGUGCGGGAAUUGUAACGAUCGCGUGAAGAGCGUUGACUAAAAAGGGAAAUUGUUGGAACUGGAACCAUAUCAAGGCACGAUACUACUAGCAAGUUGUGAAACACGUUGAUGGCUACGGUCGUGGGCUGAUCCUAGAUCGGCUGCGGACGGUACCAUUUAGUUUUGUGAUAACGGUGUAGCGGAUAGAU
Anopheles stephensi (Asian malaria mosquito) is the source of this 3670-nucleotide messenger RNA. RefSeq lists its product as uncharacterized. The record is from RefSeq and is a predicted model, not a curated record. NCBI's taxonomy places the organism in Eukaryota, Metazoa, Arthropoda, Insecta, Diptera, Culicidae. Gene Ontology annotation, biological process: cell surface receptor signaling pathway; adenylate cyclase-activating G protein-coupled receptor signaling pathway. Gene Ontology annotation, molecular function: G protein-coupled receptor activity. Gene Ontology annotation, cellular component: membrane.